AAUGAAAGUGAAUUACCGUUAUGGGAAACGUGUUUGGCUGACUUUUACGGCUCGUCGGAAUUUAUAGUUAACCAUAGAUCAUUACCACGACUCGAUCGUGUUGUUGCUGAAAAAAUCCUAAAAGCUAAAGAGCUUCCCGAAACCAAGGAACUUAUUGAAGACCUUCGAAUACCAUACGAACGGGCAUACGACGGAAAAUAUGGAAAAUCUAUUUAUAAGGCUGGUGAGAAAGCCGGAUUAGCUUCUUCUGAGAGAAAAAAUCGUCACAGGACUUUGUCGAACACUGAACCGAUCCAACGAAAAGCGAUCGGAAAAAAGGGAGACGCAUACAUUAGAACUAUUGGGUCGACAUCAACGGACUGGGGGGCAUCAGAAGCAGGUCAUAAGUGGGAAGGUACGUCUGGUACUAAGCUAAUAAAAGAAUUGGGGCUAACCUUGCCGAGAACUCUCAAAGAUAUUUUAAUCCAUCUUGCUGGAAAGAUUCAUUUUGCUGAAGAAAAGCUGAGGAAGCUGAACAUAGUCGGCUUCGCUCACGCAGAUCCACUUGAAGUUUAUGCUGAUGCAAAUAACUUUAGUAAAUCCUUGGACGUGCUGAUCGAGAUAAUAUGUGGCAAGAUGGAAACAACGGGUAAAGUCAGAGAGUUCGGAUGUUUCUAUAACAAUACCCGACGUUCAUCCAUCACCGAAGAAAUGGAGAAUGGUACAGGUUCCGAG
Racocetra fulgida is the source of this 714-nucleotide messenger RNA. Lineage: Eukaryota; Fungi; Glomeromycota; Glomeromycetes; Diversisporales; Gigasporaceae. The record is from the annotation of a GenBank genome assembly.